GUUGGAAUGCGAUCAUGGCGCCCCCACCUUCUCCCACUGAGCAUCACCUCGUGGCCCUGCAAGGCGAUUUCAUCAACACCCCCGAGUUCGAACUCCCACCUCCUCACACAUGCAAAAGAACCAUCUACGGCCAAACGGCGCUGUCCGAUCUCCAUGCCCGCAUCCACGACGCCACGAUCGUGGUCAUAGGCGCCCUCCGCUUAGAUGCAGAGACGCUAUCCCCCGAAGUCACCCCCUACCUCCGACUGAUUAUGGUUGUCGCCGCGGGUACCGAUUGCAUCGACCUCGAGGCAUGCCGGAAAAGGGGCAUCGCUGUGAGCAACUGUCCUGCCGUCAAUACCGAGGCUGUCUCGGAGCAUGCCCUCGGACUCUACUUCGCCGCCCGGCGCAGGGUCCUGCGCUUGCACACGCUGAUCAGGGCGGGCGAGUGGCCCCGGAGGCGGACCUUGAUGUUUGAUUGCCGCGCCCACGACGGCACCCCGCCUAUGACUUGCCAGGAGGAAGUGGCGGGGAUUAUCGGAAAUGGCGCUGUCGGGAAACGGAUCGCUAGUCUGGCCCGCGGGCUGGGAAUGAAGGUUAUCGUUGCCGAGCGCAAGCAGCCCGAGGAUCCGAGCGCGCUGGGCCAUCCGAACGGCAAUCAGGAGAGACUUCCAUUUGAAACGGUCAUCAAGCAGAGUACGGUGCUGUUCCUGGCGGUCCCUCUGGCGCCUACUACGCGCAAUCUCCUCUCGACGGCCGAGUUCGAAGCCAUGUCUCCGCAUGCGGUUCUGGUGAACGUCUCGCGAGGCGGCGUGGUAGACGAGGAGGCACUUGUCAAGGCAUUGCAAGAAAACCAGAUCACCGGUGCGGCAACGGAUGUAUUCCUGAAGGAGCCUGCUGGACCCGAGAACUCCCCAUUGCUGGCCGAGGGGACCGAGGAUCUCAACCUGGUUCUGUCGCCGCACUUGGCUUGGUACACCCAGCGGACGCUCAUCAACAGCGAGCGGAUGUUCAAGCAGACGGUGGAGAAGUGGUGUGUUGGAGAACGGAUGAAUGCGGUGGUCUGAUGAGCCAGUCAUUAAUGCAUGAAUGCCAAUGAAUAGAUUAGAUUAAUAAUGAUUGUAUCGAGAGGAAUGUUCGACUGAAUCCUUGGAAUUGAAAUGGUCGUUGUUAUCGCGGCUGACUCAGCCGCGAUCCAGUGCGCCGGGUGAUGGUAGCCUGACAGCCUGACAGCCUGACAGCCUGAGCAUUAAUCAUCAAUCGCAUCAUCGGCGAUGC
Aspergillus heteromorphus CBS 117.55 is the source of this 1257-nucleotide messenger RNA. Its product is annotated as D-isomer specific 2-hydroxyacid dehydrogenase family protein. Lineage: Eukaryota; Fungi; Ascomycota; Eurotiomycetes; Eurotiales; Aspergillaceae. Gene Ontology annotation, molecular function: NAD binding; oxidoreductase activity, acting on the CH-OH group of donors, NAD or NADP as acceptor. The coding region runs from base 15 to 1046 and encodes 343 amino acids. The record is from RefSeq and is a predicted model, not a curated record. The transcript has 2 exons.